Messenger RNA from Mytilus trossulus (common blue mussel), 1451 nucleotides. RefSeq lists its product as uncharacterized. The record is from RefSeq and is a predicted model, not a curated record. Lineage: Eukaryota; Metazoa; Mollusca; Bivalvia; Mytilida; Mytilidae. The transcript is spliced from 2 exons. Bases 198 to 1298 code for a protein of 366 amino acids.
AUGGCUGUAUAUGUAUUGCAGUUUCUUAUCUUGAUAGGAUAUAGGCUCGCUGUGUAAAAACCUGUCAUGUUGACAGUCCAACUGACAAAACAGGAUUAUUCUUGAUAAAUAUUGUAGACAAAGCUGUCAUUCAAAUGUUCUUUGGAUAAUCAUGAUGAUGGCUUUCAACGAAGUUAAUUCUCGGAGCAGACAUCGAGAUGAACAGUGAGAUUGUCAAACUGAACAAAACCGCUAAAAAAAGAAGUCAAAUAGAGCAACUUCUUAUGGUAGAUCAUAGUGAUAUCUAUUUUGAAAAUGAAAAACUUGGAGAUAGACUAAAUCGUUAUUUACACUCACUUCGCAAAGAUCAUCUCAAAAAUGUUAUUCUAAGAGAUACUGAAAUAAAACAAUUAAAUAGGGAACUCGAGACUUUAUCAGCUAUUUUAAGGACUUCGGAAAUAGGUAGAAAAAUACGGGAGAGAGCUGAGGCUGACGAGGAGGAGGAAGCUAAACUAAACAAAUAUCAAGCUGAACCGACUGAAUCUGAGAGAGUCAGUAUUUUAAAACGACGUUUAAGGGCACUAACGCCUGAUCUAUCUGACUUCAAAUCUUAUGAAGAGCGACAUAACAAGGUCAGAAUAAAAAGUAGCUUAGAAAUUUUUCAGGAAGAACGACAUAUUCCUAAGACGAGAACUCCGUCUCCAGAUAGCGAAAAGGAAAACGAGAAAAGAACAACUAUCCAACCUCAUCCUCGAAAUUCGCAACCAGUCCGAUCUCACUCAGACUUAUCAGGAUUAAACAGACAACGAAAAUUAAAGGAACGAAUAGAUACAUCAGACUUCCCAGAAGAGUGGUUCACUACGGUUGUUCCUGCAUCCGACGCCGUUAUCGCACGUGUCCGACGUCAUAAAUCAGCCCCGCUUCACCAACAGUUGAAAAUGUUAAGAGCGAAAAAGAAACCAGAGGAAACGAAUGAGGAAGAAGAGCCUGAAAUUAAAGAAGAUGAAGACACAAAUGAAGAAGUCCAAGGACUUAAAGUGAUAUGUGAUACACCGGUCAGGCCGGUUGUCAUGUCAUUAAGGCAACUGAAGGAAAUUGCAAAUAUAGAUAACCUUGCUGAAAAAGUGCCAAAUAAGUUUGAGGAUUUAAAGAUAAAGCGUCUAGAAAGGGCAAAAGUUCAUUUUGACAAACUGGAAUCACGGUGUAGGAGAUUUGUUCAAGAUAUAAUGAGACAAAAUGAAAAAGAUAUGGAGGAUCUUAAAAAGCCUGUUCCUCCAAAAUCUCCUAAAAGGAAGCCAUCAAUAUUGCCACCUUCUUGAUCAUUACAGAGUAAACUGUUUCAUGUGUUCGAAUUUGUUUGGUGGUGGGAUUUAAGACAUGCGGUCCGUCAAGUACCAUCGGUAUGGUAGUUAAUGGACUGAUUCAUUUAAAAAAUACCCAUAACAUUUCAUUUUGAUAAGAAUGUUGUUUUA